This is a messenger RNA of Procambarus clarkii (red swamp crayfish), 627 nucleotides long. RefSeq names its product spore coat protein SP65-like. NCBI's taxonomy places the organism in Eukaryota, Metazoa, Arthropoda, Malacostraca, Decapoda, Cambaridae. The record is from RefSeq and is a predicted model, not a curated record.
AUGAAGCGAGACCGUCGCUCUAUGUCUCCAAGCAUGUAUUUAGCUAUGUCAACCACGGCAGCUAUAGCCACCAGUGGUGCCACAACCACGGCAGCUGUAGCCACCAGUGUUGCCACAACCACGGCAGCUAUACCCACCAGUGGUGCCACAACCACGGCAGCUGUAGCCACCAGUGGUGCCACAACCACGGCAGCUAUAGCCACCAGUGGUGCCACAACCACGGCAGCUAUAGCCACCAGUGUUGCCACAACCCCGGCAGCUAUAACCACCAGUGUUGCCACAACCCCGGCAGCUAUAACCACCAGUGUUGCCACAACCACGGCAGCUAUAACCACCAGUGGUGCCACAACCCCGGCAGCUAUAACCACCAGUGUUGCCACAACCCCGGCAGCUAUAACCACCAGUGGUGCCACAACCCCGGCAGCUAUAACCACCAGUGUUGCCACAACCACGGCAGCUAUAGCCACCAGUGUUGCCACAACCACGGCAGCUAUAACCACCAGUGGUGCCACAACCACGGCAGCUAUAACCACCAGUGGUGCCACUACCACGGCAGCUAUAGCCACCAGUGUUGCCACAACCACGGCAGCUAUAACACCAGUGGUGCCACAACCACGGCAGCUAUAA